Gadus chalcogrammus (walleye pollock) is the source of this 2153-nucleotide messenger RNA. It is a transcript of the gene prmt1, whose product is annotated as protein arginine methyltransferase 1. The transcript is spliced from 10 exons. The coding region runs from base 139 to 1206 and encodes 355 amino acids. Gene Ontology annotation, molecular function: protein-arginine N-methyltransferase activity. The record is from RefSeq and is a predicted model, not a curated record. NCBI's taxonomy places the organism in Eukaryota, Metazoa, Chordata, Actinopteri, Gadiformes, Gadidae. Gene Ontology annotation, cellular component: nucleus.
CGUUUAGUCAAAUAUAUGGGUGGGGCGUCAUGAAAUCCAAUCCAAUCGCAAAUAGGAAUUCGCGCUAGUGGGUGGGGCUUGUGUAGGGCGCCUUUCAACAGUCCGCACGCUGGUCUCAGCCUUGCACACAGGACCGAAAUGGCGGAGACGACUGACAGAAUGGAGGUUUCUCAGGGGGAGGCGGAGGGCUCGGCAGAGAAGCCGGCAGUUAAGCCGGCAGCUGAAGAUAUGACUUCAAAGGAUUACUACUUCGAUUCCUAUGCCCACUUUGGUAUCCACGAGGAAAUGCUGAAGGACGAGGUGCGCACUCUCACCUACCGUAACUCAAUGUUCCACAACAAGCACCUCUUCAAGGACAAGGUGGUGCUGGAUGUGGGCAGUGGUACUGGCAUCCUUUGUAUGUUUGCUGCCAAGGCUGGAGCCAAGCAAGUCAUUGGGAUUGAGUGCAGUAGCAUUUCUGACUAUGCCACGAAGAUCGUCAAGGCUAACAAGCUAGAUCACAUCGUGACGAUCAUCAAAGGGAAGGUGGAGGAGGUUGAACUUCCCGUAGAGAAGGUCGACAUCAUCAUCUCAGAGUGGAUGGGCUACUGCCUCUUCUAUGAGUCUAUGCUGAACACCGUCAUCUAUGCCAGGGACAAGUGGCUGACACCAGACGGCAUGAUCUUCCCCGACCGGGCAACUCUCUACGUCACCGCCAUCGAAGACAGGCAGUAUAAGGACUACAAAAUCCACUGGUGGGAGAACGUGUACGGGUUCGAUAUGUCGUGCAUCAAAGAGGUGGCCAUCAAGGAGCCGCUGGUGGACGUGGUGGACCCCAAACAGCUUGUCAGCAGUGCCUGCCUCAUCAAGGAGGUGGACAUCUACACGGUGAAGAUAGACGACCUGUCUUUCGCCUCGCCGUUCUGUCUGCAGGUGAAGAGGAACGACUACGUCCACGCCCUGGUCACCUACUUCAACAUUGAGUUCACUCGCUGCCACAAGAGGACUGGCUUCUCCACUAGUCCAGAGUCUCCCUACACUCACUGGAAGCAGACGGUCUUCUAUCUUGAUGACUACCUGACCGUUAAGACUGGCGAGGAGAUCUUUGGCACAAUCAACAUGAAACCAAACAGCAAGAACAAUAGGGAUCUGGACUUCAACGUAGAGAUCGACUUCAAGGGACAGCUGUGUGAGGUGUCCAAGACUUCAGAGUACAGAAUGCGCUAGUGCCCCCCCAGCCCCCCCUGUUUGUCUACUUGUGUGUUUUGAGGAUGAGGAAUAGGCAGAGCGGUCAGUGUGUUGGUGUCGGGGAUAAGUGUUGGUCUCCCAAGUUAUUUUUUUCAUUUUUCAAAGACAAGCUUUUGUGUCGCAGUUCUCGUCAAAGUGAUGUGACUUUUUAAGGUAGUUCGCUUUUGUGAAGGAGUCAAGGUGCAUCGCCCUCGGCGGUUCAUUGUGCAAUAGUCCUUAAAGUCGGUCCGGCGUUUGCCGCCAUACUUGGUGUCUUUAGAGGUUUUCAAUUGGUUUCUAGCUUGCACACUUUUCCCAUACAGAACAGCACACUCUGACCGUGGCAGACUUGCCUGUACAUAGCAUAACUGUUGAGUCACUUUCGCUCACCUCGUCAGUCCAUUGAUCCGACGCAUCACCUAUAAUCGAACUGUACCUGCCCUCCUCAGUUUUUAUUGUAUGUCUAGCGCCUCCUGUGGCUGUCUGAAGUAAGGACAAUAAGAUUGCCUUCUGUGGGGUGUGGGAAAUCAGCCACAGGUGUAUUUUUGGAAUUCUUUAUGUGCAGUUAAGGGGGCACCCCACCCGGACCGUCAGACUACUUUGUGUUUGUUUUUUUUCCCUCCAUUUGAAUGAAUUAGAUACAGCAAAGGACAUUCUUUAGGUGAUAAAAAAAACAAAUUGGAGUUUCGUCUGGUGCCUGGGGAAUUUAUAGGUCACAUCCUCGAGGAAGUUGGUUGUUGCUAGCAGAUGUUCAUGGUUGUCAAUGACUGUCCACCUUAGAUCCCAUAUCUUGCUUCCUCAGACUCAAUCUAAACGUUUCCUUAAAACACCUUUUUACCAUUGUGGAGUCUUUGAACAUGAGUCCGUUUCCAAACAGCAGAGCACUUUGAUUGUGUCAAGCGAUGGCUUGGGUAAUGUUGUUUACCUGUACAUGACAAAGGUUUGUA